AUGUCUUCGACCGUUACCACCAAGUUACCACUACGAAGUCUAAGAUUGCAGGUUACGGCUUCUUCUCGCGCGACUCCAUUCGCUGCUCAGAGACGGCGCUUCUUCUUCAAUUCCUUUUGGCGAUCACCUAAGCCGGCCGAGCAUGCUGAUUGGAGCCCCGCUACUCAUGGUCCCUUCCGACCAACCAAACACCAGGAACAGCUGCAGCAAGAACAAGACUCGAAACUGUCAAAAGAGCAAGAACCUCUCAUUCACAAUGACCCGAGCAUCGGUCAACUUGACGGUAGCCCAGCGAAGAAGAUUGCUGUGAAUAUCGAUGGAGAUCCCAAGGUCUUCGAUGCUGUAUUUCUCCGUGACAGCUGCACAUGUACACAAUGCAUGGACCCUGACAGCAAGAACAAGCGCUUCCAGACUUCAGAUAUUCCGGAACAUCUCGAGGGCAGCUGCAAGACAGUCGUUGACGAGGACAAGGGGACUUGUAUCGAGCUCUCGUGGAAGACAGAUGUCAAAGGCUUUGGUCCGGAGCAUCGCACACGGCACUCUAUCGACUGGCUACGGCGUGCAUUCAAUACUGAAAUCGAGUUGCGUGGUGGGGUACGACACGAUGACAGAGUGUUCUGGGACAACAAAAGGAUCGUACAAGACAACAAAUGGAUUGACUACGACAGCUACAUGUCCCAAGACGAAACACUCUUCAAAGCACUCACUCACCUCAAUAGAUACGGUCUUCUCUUCAUUAAGAAUGUACCAGAAUCUGAGGAAUCCGUAGUCUCACUUGCGUCCCGUAUCGGUACACUAAAAGACACAUUCUACGGCCGUACAUGGGACGUUCGCUCGAAACCCAAAGCCGAGAACAUAGCUUACACUCCCGAUUACCUCGGUCUCCACAUGGAUCUUCUCUAUACAUCCAACCCGCCUCAUCUGCAAUUCCUGCACUCCCUCCGAGCCCGCACACCAGGCGGUGAAUCCUUUUUCUCCGACUCCUUCGCCGCAGCACACCAACUCCGCCAACAAUCCGAAGGCCACUUCAGAACUCUAUGUACCUUCCCCGUGACAUACCAUUACCACCACCCAAAGUACCACUACCACUUCACGCGACCGGUAAUUGAGACAUUCUCCUACUCCAACUACAGUGAUCCCACCAAUCUCGCCAUUCGCCGCAUAAAUUGGUCUCCACCUUUUCAGGCACCAUUCGAGGCACGUAUCGGCAGCGGCAGUUCUACGUCGCUUCGCUCAUUCAUUGCUGCUUCGCACGCAUACGAGAAAUUACUCAGUGCUGAAGAGAAUCUGUACGAGUACAGGUUGAAUGAGGGCGAGUGUGUUAUCUUCGAUAAUAGGAGGGUGUUGCAUGCUAGGAAGGCUUUCGAUGCUUCAAAGGGUGAGCGGUGGCUCAAGGGCGCGUAUGUUGACGACGAUGUCUUCUUCAGCAAAUUGAGGGUGCUCGAGGAGAAGUUUGAGGGCAAAUGGGUCGCUGAGGGUGUAGUUCGACAUGCUGUAAAAUAG
Messenger RNA from Alternaria burnsii, 1503 nucleotides. RefSeq names its product gamma-butyrobetaine dioxygenase. Lineage: Eukaryota; Fungi; Ascomycota; Dothideomycetes; Pleosporales; Pleosporaceae. The transcript has a single exon. Gene Ontology annotation, biological process: carnitine biosynthetic process. Gene Ontology annotation, molecular function: oxidoreductase activity. The record is from RefSeq and is a predicted model, not a curated record. Gene Ontology annotation, cellular component: mitochondrion. The coding region runs from base 1 to 1503 and encodes 500 amino acids.